UGUGUGUGUGUGUGUGUGUGUGUCCAAGUAGAGGAACAGUACAGACGCAGUUGCAGGUGCGCGGGCUCUCUUGAUGCUUUGCUCCAGGCCUCCCUCCUCCUGGCUGUCUGCUGCUCCUUGACCAUUGGGUGAAGCGGGAAAAGAGGACCAGGUUGAGUGAAGCCAGAGAACAGGAAGUCUAGUCGGCGCUCAGGCGGCAUCGGAGCAGCGUCCAGCCGAGGGCAGCAUGAAUCCUUUGUGGAGGCUUUGUAAGAGCAAAGUCAUGAAGACGCUCAACCUGGAGUACGCGGACGACUUGGCUGAAGAGGUGAGUGAGGUGGAUGAAGACGUGAUGAGUUCAGUCCAGCAAGACGAAGCCCAGAAUGUCGUCUCCCAGCUGGCCCGCAAAAUGCAGGGAGCGGGGACCAAGAGCUGGAACAGACUGUCAGCUCUCUUCAAUAAAGAAGACGAGCACCAACUAUUGCAAGAGACGCCAAUCGCUGACCAUCCACUUGCAGUCAAGCCAGAGGAACCUUCCAGGCCCACUCGCCGCAGUGGAUUCUGGGAUAGCUUCGCCGCCAACUGGGCUGCCAAGAAGCAGGCGGAGGCCGCCGCCACCCGCAAGAGGACCGAGGACGAAGAGGGGGUGGCGGCGGCGCCCGAGGAGGAGGAAGAGCAAUCUGCGUCGGCGGGGCCGUCCGAGGCGGCGGAGAUGGACGGCGCGGAGGAGGCGGAGCCACGGGAGAGCGACGGCAACAACGGCUUCUCCAAAUACAUCACGCUGGGAGGAGGAGCGGGCGGCGACGAUGACGCGGCUUUCAAGUGGGACUUUGUCACCAGCAAACUGGCCGAGUUGAGGAGGGCCAGCCUGGCCAAGAGCGACUAAGAAAACAUCCAUGAAAUUCACCCCUCGCCCGGGAAUUUCAGGUAUUACUGCAGGUAAGAAAGAAAUCAUAAUGCGGGUAACCGGAACGGUGGACGAAUUCAACCUCUUGCGGAAUUUUUUGAACUGUUAAACAUAUUUUCGAAUAGAUGACAUAAAAAAAAUCUACGAUGUGUAUAAAUGUAAUUUUCGAUCUGGUUCCGCUGUAGCUCUUGUCGUGUUUGUUCAUACGGCGGAACCUCGAUCGAACGGACUCGGAACCGAGAUUCACUGGACAGAAAAUAGUCUCCGGCUCCACGGAAAAACGCCCCUCGACACCGUACUUUUCAGUCUCUUAGUACCAGAAUUGGCUAAAAUUCUCCACAGCGACACCCAAUGUCGCUGCGGCGCCCUCAACGGAUGGUGACCGGUCACGUGUUUACGGCUUGCACUGCUCUCGUAAUAGAUCAACACACUUGACAGUAAGUCGACUCGAGCAGGCUCAAAAGUGCCUCAAUGUGUUGCACAUCGUGACAGGAGUGACUUUCCCAUCAAAACAAUGCACGGAUGGCACGGCGACCAUGUUAGCAGGGGAGGGAGUACCUUCAAAUGCAAUGGAGCAGACACGUUAGCUUAGCCUCCACAGCUAGCUCAAGAGGAGCACGUCAUAUCGACCCGAUUUGAGCUCUACGGCUGUUGUUUUACUGAAGUGAGUAGCGUAGGCAUCUUUUGGCCAUACUAUUUUGGUACAUGACACAGUUUUUUUUCCCCCCUAAAACCUUCAUCGCUUGCAUCUUAUCGUAAUAAAAGUGUAGAAAAAAGAAGUGCGAACAUUGUGGGCGCAUGCACACGGCCGGAUGGCCGCCAAUUAUCGUUCCUCCAAGCACCACAAGAAAUAUUCACGCAAACUGUGCACCAGCAACUCUCUGGGAUUGUUUGAGAUUUUUGUGAUUUUUUUUUUUUUUUGUCUUUCUUUGAUUGUGUGGUGUAUGUUGGAUUGUGCCGUUUUAUUUUUUUUGAAUGCUGCAAUUGAAAUGUUUCCACCAAAUAGCAGUGAUGAUACAUGAAGCACUAAAAUCACCAUAAUAAAGACAACUGCUCGAC
Hippocampus comes (tiger tail seahorse) is the source of this 1945-nucleotide messenger RNA. RefSeq names its product testis development-related protein. The transcript is spliced from 4 exons. The record is from RefSeq and is a predicted model, not a curated record. Gene Ontology annotation, biological process: spermatogenesis. Lineage: Eukaryota; Metazoa; Chordata; Actinopteri; Syngnathiformes; Syngnathidae. Bases 227 to 865 code for a protein of 212 amino acids.